Messenger RNA from Spodoptera exigua (beet armyworm), 1827 nucleotides. The record is from the annotation of a GenBank genome assembly. NCBI's taxonomy places the organism in Eukaryota, Metazoa, Arthropoda, Insecta, Lepidoptera, Noctuidae.
UAAAAAUUUGUUUCAGAGGUACAAGAUAUAUUUGUUUAAGAAUUAAUGUGUUGCCUCCUUGGAACUGACUAGUUCAUUAUUAUUUUCUUGCUUGCUUUAACAGGGUAAGUAUAUUUAUACUCGUAUUUAAAAUACAAAAAUAGUCUCCUUACACGGGUAUGUCACCCAUUCCGUAUGAAUCGAUAUUUCAACUUAUUGCCACUCGAGCGGCUAUCGAGAACCUUCACGAUAUUAUUAAUUAGCGAUAUAAUCUAUUACAUGCAUCCUUUGUGUGUGGUGGCGGCGGCUCGCUCAAGCGCCUACCAACACGGAGGCUAUGAGUGCAUAAAUAGAUCGUAACCAUGGUAACGCCCCGUUCGCUAAAUAAACACGCUUCAUUGAACGUCGCCAUGACAAUGACUUUCAUUCCGUAACUGUCAGCCGAGGCGAUAGCACAAAAUGUUCUGGGGCAUCAGUCCUGCUAUUGAUUUGCAAGAAGAGUACCUAAAAUAUGGUGACAAGAAUGCCUACGAACUCAACUUUCUUGUUAUCGGAGGCUGCGAUGGAAGGCAUCUUCUCAAAACGUUGACUCAAGCUUACCGACAUACCAGGCGCUACAUGAACUUGUUCGUGGUCGACGGGUGUCCGGAGCUGGUGGCGAGACAACUCCUCCUCACGUCUCUGGCACUGGAGAAGACAACACGAUGUGGCCUAUUGGAGAAGACACGUCGUUACCUAGAAGUUUACGGCAACUUGCUGCUGCGACCCUCCACAUCGAGAUAUCUGAUCGCGAAAGCUCGUCAACUAGUCGGCAUGGUUACUAACCCUGAGUACAUGAACUGUCUUCUGCCCUGUGUCUCCAUUGAGCAGAUGAAGUAUCGUGAACGUGAUUAUAUGGAAAAUUUAAUGAACUUCUGGACUACGGGGAACACUAAUCAGUUCAAUGCUUGCGAGCUCUGGGAACACCGCUUGAGACAUAGUCUCGGUGUGAGGUACGACACUAGAAUGGGUGUUUACGACUGGGAUUAUCACAUGAGGAUGAAGGAAAUCGGAAGUCAGAUUUGUUAUCCGGAAUACAAACAUUUUCGUGAGCACGGCGUGGCCUUUACAUGGCUGGAAACAGAGGUAUGUAGGCCGAACGUUAGCCUCGCAGCUGGUGUCUAUAAGUGCGGUGACAGAUAUCUUCACAGAGGUUACUUAGGUGACAUAGUGACGUCACCCUACAUAGGGUAUGGACUGAACUGCGAAGACGCUGAUAUGUUGAAGUCUUCCCAUGGCGUCAAUUUUAAACGUGCGACGGACAUUGCAGAGAGAAAUGUAAUGAGAAUGCUUUACGAGAUAGAAAAUCGUCAAGAGUUUGACGCUGCUGCACUGAACUUAGAGACGGAAAAAAACUUGGGGAUGGUAGUGCUAGCUCAGGUGGAUGCAAAGAUAUCUGAGUGUGGUCCCGAGGCACCUCUGCUCUUGCGUGAGGAUCGUGAUACUUACAUCAAUGUGGAUUACGGGAAGGUUCACUUCUUGUCUCUGUCUGCGUUGGAACAUUAUCCUCAUAAACCGCAGUUUCAGGGCCUGUUUCACGGUGUAUUUGUGGGUCAUAACAUGUUACCUCGCGUGAAGCCCAGCGUGUGGUCAAUGGCACGUGAUGAUGCAGUCGUUCUCAUGGAGUCGCGAAAGUUUUUGGUGGAACAGAAGAGGGAUGAUGUAAAGGCGUUUGGUGAUCAGAUCCAUCAAGCCGCCACAGCCGCUCAGUGUGAGAAGAUCGCCAGUUUCGAUGCUCAGAAAGAUGAUUUUGCAAGGUUUCUGAUCAGGCGUAGAAGUGAGAGUACUGAUACUAAUAUUUCUUUCUAG